Messenger RNA from Drosophila obscura, 1438 nucleotides. RefSeq names its product branched-chain-amino-acid aminotransferase, cytosolic (gene Bcat). NCBI's taxonomy places the organism in Eukaryota, Metazoa, Arthropoda, Insecta, Diptera, Drosophilidae. Gene Ontology annotation, molecular function: branched-chain-amino-acid:2-oxoglutarate transaminase activity. The coding region runs from base 70 to 1407 and encodes 445 amino acids. The transcript has 6 exons. Gene Ontology annotation, cellular component: mitochondrion. Gene Ontology annotation, biological process: L-leucine biosynthetic process; L-valine biosynthetic process. The record is from RefSeq and is a predicted model, not a curated record.
GGAAGAGAAGAAGCGAAGAGAGUCUGCGAGAUCGGAGCAAACGGGAAAGAAAGUUCAUAGCCCAGCAACAUGACUACCAAAAUGGCAAUAAACGCAAAGGACAUCUUCCGCAACCAGCAUCGGAUGAUCAAGUUCAUCGCCCAGUCCAUCCGCCUGUGCAGCAACCAGUCGCUGAAGGCCGCUCAGGCGGCCCAGCAGCUACAGCAGCAAAAGUCCUCGGUGGACUUUGAGAUCACCGCAUCGGUGGACACACAGUACACACAUGCCCCGGAGCCCAUCAAGCACGACAAGGAUCUGGGCCAUCUGUUCAAGGCAUCGCAGAUGUCGGUGCGCCUGGCCACGCCCCAGCAGCUGCAGCCGAAGCCGGACAACGAUGAGGAGCUGGGCUUUGGCCGCCUCUUCACCGAUCACAUGCUCAAGAUCUACUACCACAAGAAUCUGGGCGGCUGGCAAAAGCCAGAGAUCACGCCGCUGGAGAACCUGGUCAUGCAUCCCGCUGCCAAGGUCCUGCACUACGCCGUAGAGCUCUUCGAGGGCAUGAAGGCGUACCGGGGGGUCGAUGGAAAGAUCCGAAUUUUCCGGCCGGACAUGAACAUGGCCCGCAUGAACCUGGCCGCCCAGCGCUCCGGGCUGCCCACCUUCGAGGGCAAGGAGUUCGUUCAGUGUCUGUCCCGCCUGCUCUCCAUCGACUCCGAGUGGGUGCCGCACACGGACACCGCCAGCCUGUACAUCCGCCCCACACUCAUUGGCAUCGAUCCCACGUUGGGUGUGGCCUCCUCGGACUCGGCCCUGCUCUACACCAUUCUCAGUCCGGUGGGCAGCUACUUUAAGACGGGCUCCACGGGAGCCGUCUCGCUGCUAGCCGAUCCCGCCUACACACGCGCCUGGCCCGGCGGCGUCGGUAAUCGCAAGAUGGGCUCCAACUACGCGCCCACCAUCAAUGUGCAGAAGGAGGCGGCGGCACGGGGCCUCCAGCAGGUGCUCUGGCUGUACGGUGAAGAUCACCAGCUGACCGAGGUGGGCACCAUGAACAUCUUCAUGUUCUACGUGAACGAUCAAGGAGAACAAGAACUGAUAACGCCGCCACUGAGUGGCCUGAUCCUGCCAGGCAUUACGCGCGACUCCAUUCUGAACAUGACCCGCCAGUGGGGCAAGUUCAAGGUGCGCGAGGCCAACAUCACCAUGCCCAUGGUCUGUGAGCUGCUCAACCAGGGAAGGCUGCUGGAGCUCUUCGGCGCGGGCACUGCGUGCGUGGUUAGUCCCGUCAAUCGAAUCAAUUAUCUCGGACAGGACCUCUAUGUGCCCACCAUGGAGCAGGAGAAGCCCGUGCACGAGCUGAUCCGCGAGACGCUCACCGACAUCCAGUACGGCAGGGUGGAUCAUCCCUGGUCGAUGGUGAUUGACUAAGCAUUUCAGCUAACCCCUGUCCCUUAUCCCU